UGUCCUGCAACAGCAAAGAAAGGAGAAGAAGAAUACUAACAAACAUGGAUGUAAACGAUGCUGAAUUUAAAUACUUGGAAAAACUCAACUGCUAAUAUAUUUCAUGGGAAAAGAAUGCUCUCAUCAUGUUUGUUUGACAUCAAGGAUACAUACAAUGUAUUUUGGAUGUUACUGGAGAACUGGCGUGCAGUCAUGAAUAAAAUGAAGAUGUGCAUCCACCUUGACAGAAUUGUUUCUGCAGAUUACUUUAUAACCCAGAUUGAGGGCGAGGAGAGGGAUUCUUCAGCUGGAUUUCAAGGGAGAAGGACUGCUCCUUAUAAGCAUCCAGAAUGCCAGUCAUAAACAUGGACGACCUGACGGACAAGGACAAGGCUCUAAUGGCAGUAAACCAACUUAAAACUGAAAUAAAACUGGAAAGGUGGUUGACAUCUAAGUGCUGUGAGGAAAUCAAGGCAUACAUUCAGGCUGGAGAGGAAGAGGACAUCCUUUUCAAAGGCAUUGCAGAGGAUAAGAACCCCUUCAAGGAAAAAGGUGGCUGUGUCAUCUUCUAAACUGAACCUGAGGAGCUUUUCAUAUCUCAGAUUAGCACCAAAGAACAUUCUCCUUCCCCCUCAUAAAAUGGAUUUGCAGUCUGAGAAGACUAGAGGGAUAUAAUAAAAAGAAAGAUCCCAUGUAAACUAUUCCCCCUCUUCUAGCCAGAUGUAUAGCCUUAUAAAAGUAUUAUUUGAAAAGAUGCAAUAAAAAAAGUAGUAUUUGGCAUGGUUAUGUAAUCCUUCUCUCUCAUGUGGUGCAUAGUCUGGGAGAAUGGGCCCAUGUGUUGUGUCAUAUACAGAAGCAACUGUCAUUAAACGAGCUUGUUUAUAACUCA
Molecule: messenger RNA, 868 nt
Organism: Trematomus bernacchii (emerald rockcod)
Lineage: Eukaryota; Metazoa; Chordata; Actinopteri; Perciformes; Nototheniidae
Gene: gngt1
Product: guanine nucleotide binding protein (G protein), gamma transducing activity polypeptide 1
Exons: 5
Coding region: 330-551 (73 amino acids)
Biological process (GO): G protein-coupled receptor signaling pathway
Cellular component (GO): heterotrimeric G-protein complex
Molecular function (GO): G-protein beta-subunit binding
Source: RefSeq, a predicted model, not a curated record